AUGGGGGCCGAGAGCUCUGCGCAACGGGACGAGAAGACCCACCACCAAGCUGAGGAUGCGUCAGCCACUGCCCCGGGCCAGGAGGAAGGGGAGGCGGAGGAGGCGAAGGUGCAGGGAGAAGAGGAGAGCGCACCGGACAGCAAGUCUUUGCAGAAGAACGGUCAGAUCUCCAGCUUGAGCAGCCUGAACAGACUCUUGGAGGACAACACGCUGGACGAUGUGGGCCAGCCGGAUGGUGUCUCCGUGGCUCAGAAGGAGGAGGCCCCUGAGACGAUGGACGCAAUUCAGGAUGAAGACGCUCCUCAAGUAAACGGGGAGAAAGUUGAGAAGGAAUCAGCUGAUGCCAAUGACAUCUCAGUUGUUGAAGAAAAAGCUGCCGAGGAGAAAAGUGGCGACGCAAACGAGGUGGGAUUCAAGAAGAUUUUCCGUUUUGUUGGUUUCAAGUUCACACUGAAGAAAGACAAGAGCGAAGAGAAGGACCCGGUUAAACUACUCACCAUCAAAGAUAAAGAAGAGGAGACAGUUGUGGACGAAGCCGUUAAUGAGGAAGAUCCAACAGUUGAGGAGAAAAGUACAGUCAAUGAAGAGAAGGCUGAAACUGAGUCUCCUGAGGUUGAGAUCAGUGAAGACAAGGCGGAGAACACUGAGGCAGAAACUGGACCUGAGGAAGGAGAGGCAACAGAAGGAUCUUCCAAGGAGGAGAAAGCUGACAAAGAGGAAGAGACAGCUCCAACCCAAGAAGUUAUCUCACCUUUUAGAAAAAUCAGUGGUCUCUUUUCUAAUCUGAGAAAGAAAGCUAGCAUCAAGAAGACAAAGGAUGAGGAAGAGGUGAAAGAGGAGGUAGCAAAUGAAGAAGAAACAGCGGCUGCUACUCAAGAGGUAAAAGCUGAAGCAAAGGAAGAUGCGGAAGAAGAGAGUAAAUCAGAGAUAAAAGACGACGCAGCAGCAACAUCUGAGGAGGAUGGGAAAAAGGAUGAGACUGUCACAGAGGAGGUGAAAGAACCGGCUGCAGAAAAGCUCAAACCAGAAGCAGCUCCAGAAGGGGGGGCCACUGCUGAGGUUCCUCCAGAUACUGAAACUACUGACGAGGCCAAACAGGAUGAAGAGAAAGCCCCGCUGGAAGUGUCCACAGAAGCUGAACUGCUGUCUUCCCAGGAAAAAGCAAAACCUCAUGGAAGCCCUCUUAAAAAGCUGUUUACUGGAGCAGGCAUCAAAAAGCUGUCAACUAAAAAACAAAAGACAAAGAAAGAAGCUGAAACAAAACAUACUGAGUCCGGAGAGCAGGCUGAACAACUGCAGUCGUCCACAGAAUCAGCAGAGGCCCUUAAAGCCGAAAGCGGCCCCUCCUCUCCAGAAGAGUCAGGAGAACAUGUGGUUGCAGCAGAGGGGACGGACAAAGAGUCCAGCCAAGAAACUGAUGGUGAAGUCACUUCUGAUGGGGAGAAGAAAAAGGAGGGAAUCAUUGCGUGGUCUUCCUUCAAAAAACUUGUUACACCCAAAAGACGUGUGAAGAGACCUUCUGAGAGUGAUGAUGAGGCUACUGCUGAAAAACCAGCCAAGUCUGCAACACUAUCCUCUACUGAGAGUGCUACCCUGGCAGAUAAAAGUAGUGAAGAGGAGACAAAAGAAGAAAAAAACAGUGAGGAAGAGCUGAAGACUGAGACCACAGAGAAACUCACCACCAGCACUGAAGAGAAAAAGAAAAUGGACACCUCAGUCUCCUGGGAGGCUCUGAUGUGCAUGGGUGGUCCAAAGAAGAGAACACGCAAAACCUCAGACUCUGAUGAUGAUGAUGAGACUAAAGUUGAGGAGGAACCAGCAGCGGUGACAGAGGCAAAAGAGGAAUCCAACGUUGAAGCUACUGUUGAAACUCCACAAACCAGUGAGAAUGAGCUUGAAGUUGUCGCCUCUCCUGAACCGGUGAGCCCACCUGUCACUGCCUGGGAAACACUCAAACGCAUGGUGACGUUGAAGAGGACAAAAAGUGAGGAAAAGCCAGAGGAGGGAGCAGAACAAGUGUUAUCUGACAGUGAGGCCCCAAAAGAGGAGUCAUCCUUCUUCCUUAAGAAAUUCUUCCCAGGUCGAAGAAAGAAGAAGUCAGAAAAGCAACCCUCAGCUGACCAUGGAUCUGGUGAAGAGGACUCUGACACUCCUGCAGUGGUCCCUCUUUCUGAAUAUGAUGAACCAGCUGAAACUGAGAAAGAAGAAGAUGCAGAAGCUGCGCAGACAAACGUUAAAGGUGAAGAGAGGACACCAUCUUGGAUCUCAGCAGCAGUUGAGGAUGACAAACAAGACCAGCUUAGUGACAUCCCAGAGGAAGCUGAGAGUGCUGCCACUCCUAAAUCAGUGGACACUGACAUUACAGAAGAUGAGGAACAUGGCCCUGUAUCUCCAAAACGAUUCAACACUGGUCGCAGACUAUCCACUGCUGAAGUCAAGCCUGUUGCUCCAGCUCCAUCCUCAGAAACCGCUUCUGUUCCCAAAGAACCAGAAACUGAAAAUGCUCAGGAAGUUUUCCAAGCUAUUGAGGCCCAGAAUGCUGAAAUUCCAGCAGAGACCUCUGUUGCUGUUGAAGAUGUCCCGUUGGAAACUGCUGUUGAAACAAAUGAGUAUGAGCCAGAAAGUGACACUGCUGAUGUCAAGACCAAGGUCAUCCUGGAAGUGCAUGCCUGUGAUGAGGCUAUGCGAAUCUGCACUGGUCUGGGAACCAAGGAGAUUGCAAAAGUCACUCUUGAGAAACCUGUGUCCCCAAUUACAGAGUGUAUGGCUGUUGUCCGUGAUUCUUGUGCUACUGAGGUGUCAUUUGAGGAGAAACGAGCCAAAACAGAGCAAACCACUGUUUCUGAAUAUCCUAUCCUACAAGCGCAAAUCCAGCAAGUCGAUACCACUGAACUCGAAGCCAUGGUAGAAAAAACAGCAAAUAGCAUUGCUGACUUGCAAGUUGCCACUGAAAGUCUCGAGCCACAGAUUCAGAAAGUCAGUAUCAUCGGCACUGAACUGGAAGCGUCUGAAGUUAUCCAGCCACCGACGGUUGAUGAGAAUUCACCUAAAGCUGUGGUUAGUGAUCCAAUUACUGCAACUUCCGAAGCAGCUCUGUGUAGCCAAAGUGUUCAGGUUACUGAGCCAACCCUAGAGACCAAGGAAGUCCAAAUGAACAUGGAGCAGCAAGUUGCUACUGAAGAAAACACUCCACUUGAAGAGGUAGUCCAAGCAGUGACCAAAGAAAUAUCCUCCACCAUAUGUGAAAGUACAAUGACAACCACAAAGGAAACUGAGCCAGAGAUCCCAGUGAUACUGCCCAGUGAAAUUGUCCCAGUAAUUACCGAAACAGCAGUCCUUGUUGCCCCAGUCAACCUGUCCCAAGACAUUUCCACUUCUGAAGCUGUAGUUGAAAAUGUGUCCAUCUCGGAAGUUGUUGCAGAUGAAGUUGUUGAAUCAGAGGCUGUUCCAAUGGAGCAGGCCAUUGAAGAAGAAACAAUUGAGUCACAGACCAUGGUAUUUGCUAAGAAUGUCAUCCAAGAGGCUGUGGACAAAGUUUCAGAAGAUGCUCCUCAAUCUAAAAAUGACAACACUUCUAUUGUCCCAACCCCUGACCAAGCAGUUGCAACGCUUGAAAAAGAUGUUGAGAUUGAAUCAGAGAUGCCAAUAGUCACUGACACCCCAGUUGCAAUGAUCUGUGAGAAAUCCUCACCAAAAAUUCUACAUGUUGCGAUGGAGGUUAUAGACACAAUUCCCAUUGAAGUUACAGGGAGCAUUGUUUCAACGGACAAAGAGACAGCCCCAGAAGAUGAGUUGAAACAAGAGGAAGAGGGAAAAGUAAGUGAAGAGAAAGCUGUAGAAGAGGAUAAACAAGUGGUCAAGGAUGAAACAGAAAAUAUUGUAUCAGAAGAGAACGUAAAUACCACAGAAAUCCCUGAAGAACAGACACAAUCCAAGCAUAAAGCGGUCCACUUACCAGUCCAAGUGGUCCUCCAGACAGCACAAGUCCAUGAAGAACCAACAGUUGAAGAAGAAGCUGCUGUUGAGUUUGACGCCAAUGGUCCAGUAGACAUCCCAAUUCAAGACGAGAUCAAGACAAAUGGUGAAACUUCUGAGCGAGUCUCUGAACGCCUGUCCACUGUGUCGGAGGAAGGCCAAGAAGCAGAGGAAUCAGCAGAUAACCAAUCAGAUGCAGAGAAGCCAUCGGGAAAAUGCGCUGAGGUCAUGGCCCAGAGAUCACAGCAGCAUCGUGAGCAGCUAAAGAUGCAAGCCGUGCCUGGGUGA
Knipowitschia caucasica is the source of this 4263-nucleotide messenger RNA. The record is from the annotation of a GenBank genome assembly. NCBI's taxonomy places the organism in Eukaryota, Metazoa, Chordata, Actinopteri, Gobiiformes, Gobiidae.